Messenger RNA from Pteropus alecto (black flying fox), 1364 nucleotides. It is a transcript of the gene DEGS2, whose product is annotated as delta 4-desaturase, sphingolipid 2. Gene Ontology annotation, cellular component: membrane. The transcript is spliced from 3 exons. Gene Ontology annotation, molecular function: sphingolipid delta-4 desaturase activity. NCBI's taxonomy places the organism in Eukaryota, Metazoa, Chordata, Mammalia, Chiroptera, Pteropodidae. The record is from RefSeq and is a predicted model, not a curated record. Gene Ontology annotation, biological process: ceramide biosynthetic process; sphinganine metabolic process. Bases 114 to 977 code for a protein of 287 amino acids.
CCCGCUGGCUCCCCCGCCUCCGAGUUCCCCCUGGGGCAGGGCCCGGCCCCCCUUCUUGGCAGCAGCUCCCGCUCCGGCUCCCCAGAGCCAAGUACCCGGCCAUCAAGGCGCUGAUGCGGCCGGACCCUCAUCUCAAGUGGACGGUGCUGGGGCUGGUGCUGGCGCAGCUGCUCGCCUGCUGGCUGGUGCGGGGGCUGGCGUGGCGCUGGCUGCUCUUCUGGGCCUACACCUUCGGCGGCUGCGUGAACCACUCGCUGACGCUGGCCAUCCACGACAUCUCGCACAACACGGCCUUCGGCAACGCCCACGCCGCCCACAACCGCUGGUUCGCCAUCUUCGCCAACCUGCCGGUGGGCGUGCCCUACGCCGCCUCCUUCAAGAAGUACCACGUGGACCACCACCGCUACCUGGGCGGCGACGGGCUGGACGUGGACGUGCCCACGCGCCUCGAGGGCUGGCUCUUCUGCACGCCGGCCCGCAAGCUGCUCUGGCUGGUGCUGCAGCCCUUCUUCUACUCGCUGCGGCCGCUCUGCGUGAACCCCAAGGCCUUGACCCGCAUGGAGGUGUUCAACGCGCUGGUCCAGCUGGCGGCCGAUGCGGCCAUCUUCGCCCUCUGGGGGCUCAAGCCCGUGGCCUAUCUGCUGGCCAGCUCCCUGCUGGGCCUGGGUCUCCACCCCAUCUCCGGCCACUUUGUGGCUGAGCACUACAUGUUCCUGAAGGGCCACGAGACCUACUCCUACUACGGGCCCCUCAACUGGAUCACCUUCAACGUGGGCUACCACGUGGAGCACCACGACUUCCCCAGCAUCCCCGGCUGCAACCUGCCCCUGGUGCGGAAGAUCGCGCCGGAGUACUACGACCACCUGCCGCAGCACCACUCGUGGGUGAAGGUGCUCUGGGAUUUUGUGUUCGAGGACUCCCUAGGGCCCUACGCCAGGGUGAAGCGGGUGUGCAAGCUGGCAGAGGGCGGCCUGUGAGCCUGACUGCCUGGCACCCAGCAUGCACGGACCCCGCUGCGCCCUGGCAGGCUGGCUGCUGGGCCUCACCCUGCCCCACCCACCUGCUGCAGAGCCGGUUGUCACCAUGGCCCCCUCGGCCUAGCGCCCAGAACUGGUUUGACUGCAUUUGGUUCCCGCACCCUCGGUGGCUGCUGCUGUCCCCUAGACCACCCAGGGACCACGCCUGGUGACAGCAGGCACAAGCAGCAGCCCGGAGAAGCUUGGUCUGCAGUGCACUCGCUCUGACCUCAGCCAGGCCCGCCCUUUCUGGGCCGGCGCCAGCCCUGCCUUGGGCGCUCUGUGCCGUCCACGCAGCUGCUCGCUCUAGUGUUCUUGUGUCUGAAAUUAAAUGUUUCCACAUCCAUG